Macadamia integrifolia is the source of this 794-nucleotide messenger RNA. RefSeq lists its product as uncharacterized. Lineage: Eukaryota; Viridiplantae; Streptophyta; Magnoliopsida; Proteales; Proteaceae. The coding region runs from base 75 to 794 and encodes 239 amino acids. The record is from RefSeq and is a predicted model, not a curated record. The transcript has 2 exons.
AAAUAGGUAAACUGGCUGAGGAAAUUUGAGGUUUUUGUAGCCCCAAAUCAGCAUUCCAUUCUAACUUCACAACAAUGGAUCUCAAGAGCCCCAAGUACUCACAAGCUUCUUCACUAUUUUCAUAUAACAAGAUAAAUAUCUCACCUUUAAUUUGCCUUUUGCUUCUUUCUUUGCAUUCGUUUGCUCUCAUCUUUUUCCUUUUCUGGUUCUGUUUUCGGCCACAUAUGUUUCAGGGAGCGGCAUUAGAGAGCAAUGUAAGUUUCUGCAACAACAGAAAUAUUGAAAACUCAUUUGGGGAUACGAUCCCUGAUCCACUUUGCAAGCUUAAUCUCAGAGAAACCUCAGAGUUUGUGAAGGCCUUUCCAAUGGCUAACAAUAGUGCUGAAAGCAGAUGUGUUCUUGAGACUCCAGCUCAGAGGAGAGAGGGGAAGAGUUUAGUAUCACAGAGGAAACUAGAAGCGCCUCCAACUCCUGGUAGGCCUGUGUUUAGCUUCAGUGCUGGAAAUCUCCCCAGAAAGAGCUUCCCUUCCAAGUGGGAUGAUGCAGAGAAAUGGGUCAUCAACAGCUCUUGCCAUGAUUCACCUUCCCCUACUUUAAAAACUCUUGGAGCCCCAAGAGGGGGCGGAGGAUCACUAUCUCCGCGUACUGAAUAUCCGGCUGAACGCUGGUACCUUAUGGAUCCUUCCUGGUCAUCGUUGCCCCUUUCUCGUCCUAUCUCCGUCGAGGGAGGGAGCCCCCCUGAAGGUUCCUCUUCCCCCAUAUUCAUGUUCGAUGCUGCUCUUGUCUUCUUAUGA